This is a messenger RNA of Electrophorus electricus (electric eel), 2768 nucleotides long. It is a transcript of the gene boka, whose product is annotated as BCL2 family apoptosis regulator BOK a. Gene Ontology annotation, biological process: intrinsic apoptotic signaling pathway in response to DNA damage; release of cytochrome c from mitochondria; extrinsic apoptotic signaling pathway in absence of ligand. Lineage: Eukaryota; Metazoa; Chordata; Actinopteri; Gymnotiformes; Gymnotidae. Gene Ontology annotation, cellular component: mitochondrial outer membrane. Gene Ontology annotation, molecular function: BH domain binding. The record is from RefSeq and is a predicted model, not a curated record.
AAAAUGUUAGUUGGCCAAAGAUGUUCGCAUUAGUUUAAAGUGGCCCUACCCACCGUGAGGGGCGUGGAGCGAGCGGACAGACUGUCCAAACAAGGAAACCAAGACGUUUGAGAUUCGUUCAAUAGUGAUGGCACAUCUGCAAGCUGAUAGCAGCGGCAUGUUAAAGGCUCUGCCUGUUUUAGGCGAGAAGGCGCUUCCCAUUGCGUCGACGUUUUGGUAAUAUCGGAGAUGGUUAAUUCGAACCAAUUUUGUAGCCACCCUUAACUGUUUAUUUGGGGCAUCUCCCUCUGGUCAACACCUAAACCCAAAUCAGAUGUAGGUUAAUCCAGAGUGGCAAAGUGUUAUUUGAAAGAAAAGACAGCAGAGGAAGCUGGUGCGGUGGCGGAGGAGAGGCGACAGCUGUGACCAUAAACGGCGUGGGAGGUGGACGCUUGUUUGUAAAUACCCCAGCUCAUGAAGGGGAUGGAGGUGUUGCGCCGCUCGUCGGUGUUCGCAGCAGAAGUGAUGGAGGUGUUUGAUCGCUCUCCGACAGACAAAGAGCUGGUCUCUCAAUCCAAGGUGCUGUGUAGAGACUACAUUCACUCGAGGCUUAGUCGCAUUGGAUUUGGAUGGUCUAAACCUGACCAUGGAUUGUCUUCCGGAGGGACACUCGGAGAAGUCUCGUCUGUCCUUCUCUGGUUAGGUGAUGAGCUAGAAUACUUGCGCCCCAAUUUGUAUCGCAACGUGGCUCGCCAGCUGAAUAUCACCGUUGCUUCAGAGAGUGUGGUUUCUGACGCGUUCCUUGCCGUAGCUGCGGAAAUAUUCUCCACAGGGGUCACAUGGGGUAAGAUUGUGUCUCUCUAUGCGGUGGCUGGAGCUUUGGCGGUGGACUGCGUUCGCUAUGGCAACCCAGCCAUGGUUCAUGCCAUUGUGGAUUGCAUGGGAGAAUUCGUCCGCAAGAGCCUAGUGUCCUGGUUAAAGAAGAGAGGAGGAUGGACUGACAUCACAAAGUGCGUAGUCAACACAGACCCCAGCUUCCGUUCCCAUUGGUUGAUGGUGACAGCCUGCACGUGCGUACACUACCUGAAGGCCGUGGUCUUCUAUCUGCUGAGGGAGAAAUGAAAGGCGGGACCAAGAUGGAUGCGGCAGACGAGCACCCUGUCCUGUUAUUGGGGGGGAGGACUUCUGGUCACCAAUUUUGAUGCAUUACUUCUCUUGGUGUGUUUAAAACAAAGACUGUACUGUGCCUUUAACAGACGUACUUCAUUCUCUGCGAAGCUUUGCGUUUCAGGCUGCUUUGGCCGCAUGCACUGUCGUAUGUCUCAGUAAUGACUGGAGAUGAUGCAUAGAGGAGAACUACACUAUAUGGGCAAAAGUAUGUAGACAUCUGUCCAUCAAACCGUUGUGAGCAUGCUGGAUGUUCCAUUCCAAAACCCUAGCCAUUGAUAUGCACUUGGUGUCACUUGGUGGUUGUAAUCCCCUCCACUCUUCUGGGAAUACUUUGCACAAGAUUUUGGAGUGUGUGGUUGUGCCCAUUCAUUUUAGAUAGAUCAAUAGAUGCCCAUGUUGCAUAACUCGCAAUCAACUUUCCUCUUCCUCCCAAAAGUAUUCAGUGAGGUUGAGGUCAGAGCUCUGUGCAGGCCACUAGAGUUCCUCCACCCCAAACUCUUCAAAUCCUGGCUUUAUGGAUAUAAUUUUGUUCAGUGGAACAUGGAUCAUGGAAUCCAUUUCCACAAAGUUGGAAGUAUGUAAUUUUCUAUAAUGUAUGUAUAUGCUGGAGUAUUAACAUUCCUAUUCAAUGAAAUUGAUGGUCUUAACCUGCAACAAUAGCCCCAGACUUUACUGUUGGCACUGUGCCUUCCAGUAGCUAUAGCUUUCCUUGCAUUUACCAAACCCAGAUUUGUUGUUCAGACUGUCAGAUAGUGAAGUGUGAUUCAUUAUACCAAAGAACAUGUCUCCACUGCUCCAGAUUCCAGUGGUGGUGUGACUUGCACUGCUCCAGUCAGUGUUUUGCAUUGUGCAUAGUGAUCUUAGGUUUGCGUACAGUUGCAUGGCCAUUUCAUGAAGCUCCUCAGAGUUCUUGUGCUGGCCAUGUUUAUAGAGUCAGUUUGGAGCUCUUUAAUGAGUGAUGUCCCGCUCUAUUCUUGGCUGAACUCCUGUUGUUGCUCCUAGAUGCUUCCAUUCCGCUAAAAUAGCACUUAAGGUUGACUGGGAGAGAUCUAUCAGGGCAAACCUUUCAUGAACUGAACUGAGGCAAUGUUUCAAGUCAAGCUCAUUAAUGUGACCUAUUCUACUGUCUGUUUGCCUAUAGAGACUGCCUGGCUAUGUGCUUAAGUUAAUGUACUUGGCUGAAACACCUUCUCAAUAAGGAGGGAUGUCAAGAUACUUUUGGCCAACAAAGCAAGAUAUUUAAAAAGGACUAAAAGUGGAGUUCCUCCUUGUUUAGUGUAUAUCUAGAAUAAUGUAUACCUCAGACAUAAACAGGACAUCCCAAUUCUUCAGUUGGUCUACAUUGCUUGAGCCUACCAGCAUAGAAUAGGCUCUCUGUCCCAAAGCUUCCACAAAGGUGAAGAGUGUGAUGGUUCCCUUUGCCAAUAUUACCAUGUAGUAAUAAAUGUUGCUUUAUGAACUUUGAUGCCAAUAUGGGUUCACCAUUGAUGAUGCAACCAUGUUGGAUUACAACAUCCUAUUUUGUUUUAUAUUUUAUUCUGCGAAUAACCACACAUUGCUAUUGUGUGUAUUGGAAUGUCACAUUGAAUGUGCUAAAUAAAUGCUGAUUAAUUUAAAAA